UCUGGAGGCAAGACUGGAAGUCUCAAGUCACACAAGAUCUCUCUGGCAUAUAGCUCAAGAACAAUCAAGGGGGUAACGACUUUGUUGAAGCCGGUUCUGAUGGAUGUCCAUCGCUUUCCUACUGCCUUGACCUGCCCUCCGCCGUUUCUCGGCUUACUUGGCCGAGCCGCUUCCACCGCCCUUCGCAUCUUGGAGCACCAACUUUCGUUGGACCUUGUUGAAACAUUUAGCUAAUACUUCACGGUCUAGCCUUUUCCCCUCUAUUUUACUAAAUUCCUGAUUCCUUUGCUCUAUCUCUCUUCUAUUUUACCCGAUCAUGGCGGUUUUUGGAUGAUUGCUUAUGUCCCCGAUUACUGAGCGAUCACUGUUUCGUCUUGUAUUUGUAUAAGCAUGUCGGAUUCCACUUCCCUGCACGGGACGGGCCAACACCGCUCGGUGCGGGACCGAAUAUUUGAUGUCUUUCGGACUUCUUCCUCAACCAGUUUUGCAGCUAUCCCUGAGGUAGACCCACGGAACUUGCCGACAUAUACUACGGAAGAACCCGAUGCUAGAACUCGUCUGCUGGAAUCAUACCAUGACGGGGAAGCUGUGUGCGGACAGAAGGUUUGUCGCCAUGGCACUUUUUCCCCGAGACCAGAGACACAACAUGGCGUCUUGGGAUGGAGCGCCGGAAGGUCAGACCUUUCGGGCGGUUCCAGUGGGAACUCCGGUGGUGGACAUGGACCAGACAACCUACGCUCGUUGGAGUCAUCGACAUCCGGAUUACCUGUGAAGAAUCGCAACGCACUUUACCUCUCGUAUUACAUCCCAUUUUUCAAUUGGAUUGGCCAGUACCAAUGGUCCUUCUUCCGAGGGGACCUCAUCUCGGCAUUGACUGUUGCAUCAAUCUAUAUUCCAAUGGCACUCUCCUUGUCGUCGAACCUCGCGCAUGCGCCGCCCAUCAAUGGUCUCUAUUCCUUCGUGAUCAACCCCUUCAUCUAUGCCGUCUUGGGAAGCAGCCCUUUACUGGUCGUUGGCCCAGAGGCAGCAGGGUCAUUGCUCACCGGUACAAUCGUCAAAACGAGUGUUCGACAAGGAAAUUCGCAUGAGGAUAAUGGUGCUGAGAAUGCCAUGGUGGUAGGAGUAGCGACUGCCAUGGCAGGCUCGAUGAUCCUGAUUGCGGGACUGACUCGUCUGGGAUUUUUGGAUAACGUCCUCAGUCGGCCUUUCCUGAGAGGAUUCAUCACCGCCAUUGGCUUCGUUAUCUUCGUGGAUCAAUUGAUUCCGGAGGCUGGGUUGGCAGAGAUGGCGAAAGACGCCGGGGUCAGUCACGGCAGUACUGUGGACAAGCUACUGUUUUUCUUCCGAAAUAUCAGGAACUGCCACCGCCUCACAGCCGCAAUGUCUUUCAGCAGCUUCGCCAUUAUAAUGGUCUUCCGAACGUUGAAAAAGAAACUGCAACCGCGCUAUCCUCAGGUCGUUUACUUUCCAGAUCGCAUCUUGGUGGUCAUUCUUGCGGCGAUUCUGACGUGGCGUCUGGACUGGGAUGAGAAAGGGCUCGAAAUCCUGGGUCCCAUGAAAAAUACAGGAAAUGGCGUCUUUGAGUUCAAAUGGCCUUUUCAGUUCAGUCAUAUGAAGCAUGUUCGCACGGCAAUGAGUACCUCUUUCAUUAUCGCGCUGCUUGGCUUCUUUGAGUCCUCUGUAGCCGCGAAGGGACUCGGUGAGAGCAGGGGAGACGGCGUUAAGGGUCUGACGGUUAGUCCCAACAGGGAGAUGGUGGCUCUCGGCGUGGCCAAUGUGGUUGGGGGGUGCUUCAUGGCCCUACCUGCGUUUGGUGGGUACGGAAGAAGUAAGGUCAACGCUUCCACUGGAGCUCGAAGUCCUAUGAGCAGUAUCCUCCUGAGUCUCAUUACUCUGGUCUGCAUUCUAGUCCUUCUUCCUUAUUUAUAUUACCUUCCGAAAGCGGUCCUUUCAGCAAUGAUCUCUGUUGUCGCCUUUUCACUGAUUGAGGAAUGUCCUCAUGAUCUGGCCUUCUUCAUCCGUCUACGCGGUUGGACUGAAUUGGCCUUGAUGCUUCUCAUCUUCGCCUCAACGAUCUUUUAUUCACUCGAGUUGGGGAUCGCGCUUGGCAUCGGGCUUUCGGUCUUGAUAUUAAUUCGGCACUCAACUCAGUCGCGCAUUCAGAUUCUCGGAAAGAUACCGGAUACGGGUCGAUUCGACAAUGCCGAGCUCCAUCCCGAGGAUGUCCAAUUGAUCGAGGGCGCCCUUAUCGUCAAAAUUCCCGAGCCUCUCACUUUUGCCAAUACUGGCGACCUUAAGAAUCGCCUACGCCGUUUGGAACUAUAUGGUUCGAGCAGAGUGCAUCCAUCCUUCCCUCGGAUGCGCUCUCCCGAGAACAAUAAGAAUAUCAUCUUCGAUGUCCAUGGUGUCACUAGCAUUGACGGAUCUGGCACUCAGGUUCUUUUCGAGAUAGUGAACGGAUACGCGGACCAGGGAACACGCGUGUUCUUCUGCCGUCUUCCCAAUCGCGAUGUCUUUCGAAUGUUCGAACGAAGCGGUAUUGUGGAACAAUGUGGAGGAAUGACCCAUUUCGUCCCCAGUGUGGAUGAAGCUCUCAAACUGGCCGAAUCUGAAGAGCAGACGGUCGAAAGCUGAAGUGGUUCAGGAUAGAGCAAUCAGUCACACGGCCAAACAACCUAUCUCAAUUUGACCCUCACGAUGUAUUAAACGAAUGAUGAUUCUGAAUAUAUUCCCAGGCAGCAUGCUGUAUUUAUAGAUUCUUGAAAAGCAUGGAGCCAGCGCAUUGGAUCGUCGGAUAGGGUUGCGACUUUCUAUCCUCCGUAGUUGUGAAGUACAUAGACGAGCAAGCACUUUUUUGAAUG
Molecule: messenger RNA, 2861 nt
Organism: Aspergillus novofumigatus IBT 16806
Lineage: Eukaryota; Fungi; Ascomycota; Eurotiomycetes; Eurotiales; Aspergillaceae
Product: SulP family inorganic anion transporter
Exons: 4
Coding region: 391-2634 (747 amino acids)
Biological process (GO): transmembrane transport
Cellular component (GO): membrane
Molecular function (GO): sulfate transmembrane transporter activity
Source: RefSeq, a predicted model, not a curated record